Tremella mesenterica DSM 1558 is the source of this 564-nucleotide messenger RNA. RefSeq lists its product as uncharacterized. The coding region runs from base 1 to 564 and encodes 187 amino acids. The transcript has a single exon. The record is from RefSeq and is a predicted model, not a curated record. Lineage: Eukaryota; Fungi; Basidiomycota; Tremellomycetes; Tremellales; Tremellaceae.
AUGUCAUCUCCUUCUAGGAUCGACUCCGGCCUUCCUGUCGAACCCGUCCCUUCUUCCUUCACUCCAUCUACAUCAAUAGCCCUUACGGGCGUCCAAAGAGCGUUAACAGCCCUCAAGUCCGCCCUUGAUCAUUCGCACAUGGCUCAAAGCUUUUACUCCAUAUCUAUGGGCUCACCUGAGGGUGGAACUUUCCCCAUCAGUAAUGGAGAUGGUACGGUUUGUAAUUAUACCCGGAAUGACGCUUCUCUUUGGGCUCAAACAUAUCAUCAAUCAGGAGAACAAUAUAUGAUAUCAGCUUUGAACGAGAUGGCCACUUAUCAUGAUCCGACCACUUACAUCAAUGUCCCGGAUACUAGGUUCUUACGAGCCGUUUCGGUGACGAAAGACGCGGUGGAGAAUGAGACGAUGAACGAAAAGGCUCGGAGAGUGGCGUUGGAUUGGAUGGGUACGCAGACGGAUCUAGCAACAUCUUGGAUAGCGGCUUUGAGUAGUAUACAUACGUUGCCAGCAGGUGAUUGGGAGUUGAAAGAUGAGUUGAGGACUGUUAUCUACACACCUAUGUAG